This is a messenger RNA of Anopheles moucheti, 4035 nucleotides long. RefSeq lists its product as uncharacterized. The transcript has 5 exons. Lineage: Eukaryota; Metazoa; Arthropoda; Insecta; Diptera; Culicidae. Bases 1506 to 3059 code for a protein of 517 amino acids. The record is from RefSeq and is a predicted model, not a curated record. Gene Ontology annotation, biological process: positive regulation of epidermal growth factor receptor signaling pathway; positive regulation of fibroblast growth factor receptor signaling pathway; signal transduction.
ACGCAGGUGGAAUCUGUGCGCGCGCUCUACCAACGAACGAUUUCAACGAGCGAACAAAUAGGAAUUGUUUAUUAUUUUUAUUACCAUCCACAAGUGCGAGUGUCAGUGUGUGUGCGUGCGUGUAUCCGGGUUGGUGUCAGUUGUUGCGAUGGUUCUAUAAUUGGAGAGAAGAAAAAAGAAAGGCCUGAAGCUAUCAGUGAAGCCGACGUGUAACGCGUCCGAUAGUGGGGUAGAGGCGCCACCAAGUGCAUUCAGUAUAUCGUCUCCCUUGGCACUGCACUUUAUCAGUGCAGUUUAUUUUUGCUGUGACCUCUCCCUUACUCCACAAUCUGCGCCUGCGGGGCAGCCCAUGUCCGCAGCAAAUGUCCUGGGCAGGUUUCUGGAAAUUGUGCUAGUGCCGGGUGCUUGCCGGCGGUGCAGUUAUUGAAAACGAAAAUAAAAACCGAAGCCACCACAGAUAAGGGACCGCCGGUCGGACGCGACGGUGCCCUAUACGAUUCGAUACGUUCGCUGUGCUUUUGCGAUGAUUGCCGUUGUCGGCUGUUUGCACUGUGGAUCGUACCAAAAACAACUGCAAACCACGUACAGACGCGAGGGGCGAAAAAACGGAAACAAAGUGAGUGAAAUUAAAAAGCCAAACCAAACAGCAGCAGCAGCAGUAGCAAGCCUCCGUACCGUCCGGUUGCACUGGUUUUGAAAGCAAACGGCAAAACACACUCACACAAAAAUAAAGGUUAAAGUGACAUCGAGAAGUGUAACGAAACGGAGCAACACAAAAAAAGUAAGCCGCAUUGUUUGUACAACAGAUGUGAUGGUGCAAAAUCGUAAUCGGAAAAUCAACCUUUUUUUUGGCGUAAAAAUAAUAACAUAUUUGGAAAGAGAGUUUCCUUCUGUUUACUUAAAAGAAAAAAAAAAAUAAGUCACAGUGAAACAUAACAAUCAAAUGAAAGUGAUGGAAAUAGUUGGAAAUAAAUAAAAGAAAGAAACGAAAAAUAUAAAAAAACCAUAAUAAAUGAGUUUAAAACGGCAAUCAGUGCAAUCAACAUUAAUCGAGCAUUGAAAUCGAAUGUGUGCGGGAAAAAAAGGGAAGUAAAACAGAUGCAUAGCACAAUAAUAAAAUACUCCAAAUAAAGGUUAUCAAAGCGGAAGUGCAACAAAAAAUAUAUAAUACGAUUUUAUGUGUGGUUACAGUGCGCGGUGAUCAAAAAGAGUCGAGUAAAAUACCAUUAAUUUGUGCUGAUAACGAAAGUAUUAACAAAAAAUCACUCAAGUGUACAAUCAAAACCGUUUGCUAAUCGCUGUGAAACGAGAACAAAUUGUUGAAAUAUUACUUUGAGGAGUGCCAAAAAGGCACAAAGUGAGGUUGUACUAAUCAAAAAGUCGUCACUCGGUAGUGAUCUUCUACGGAUUCGCUCCAAACACCGGACACGGUGUGACUUUGACGAGUGCGCUAAUUGAGCUGUUACUAUCAUCGGGAGAAGGUUGUCCGAUCAGAACCAUCUAAGAUGCUGAAGCACGUGCAGAUCUCGCCGAUGCGCAGCCGGGCGGAUUCGUUGUCGAUGCGUUCGUCCACAUCCUGCGCGUCGUCCCUGUGCGGCAGUCCGGAGCCACCGGGCGAUCAGCUCCGAAGCCACUCGAGAGCCUCCAGCUAUUCCAGCCUCAACGAAACCAUUCCGCAGACGACCAUCAAAAUCUACACGGCUUGCCUGCGGCAGGACAUCGAGUACAAAACGCUCGGCAUCUCGUAUGAUGCCACCAGCAAGAGUGUCGUACAGCAGGUUCUUCGAAGAUGCAAAAUGCGCCAUCGAGAUCCGCGGUUGUUUUACCUCACGAUGGAAGUCACUGUACGUCGGCCGGGUGUGAAAUCCGUGCUCGAGUUAGACGACGAAGCACGACCAGCGCUAUUACAGGCCUGCCAUCCCAAGGGUGACUCCAGGUUUUGUCUCCAGCAAAAACCGGGUGGUCUAAUACGGGUACACACCUCAGCGCUACAGCCCAACUCCCAGUACAAGUCGCUACUCAUCUCGGAGGAGACAACCUCAGACGAGCUGCUGUCGCUGCUACUCUCCUGCUACAACUCGAUCGAACCGGUGGAACAAUUUUCCCUGUACGAGGUGUGCCCCGGCCAGGAGUAUCAGCGCAAACUGCACCCGGACGAUCUGCCCCUGAAGACACAGCUGCAGCGCCAGCAAAAGGGCGAGAUUAUGCAUUUUCUCGUACGCCGUAAUCCAAACUACCCGCGUCGCCGUCAGCUGCUCGCCACCAUUGCCGAAUCGAAACACUUUAUCCUCAACACGUCCCUGGACUCCGCGAACGUACAGCUACCGGCAGCGGGCAUACACCACCAUCAUCUGCAUCAUCAGCAGCCACAGCACCACCACCACCAUCAUCAUCGGUUGUCGCUUCAUUCGGGCAGUUUUUCGCUCGGGCCCACCGGUACGCCCACCAACACCUUCAUCUCGGACAUUGUGGAUGGGUUGAGCUCGCUGAACGAUCUGCCGGCUGAGGCGAAGAGUCUGCGGCUUAAGGAGAGUAGUACCUUCUGUCCUGCGUCGCUCGACGAUUCGGCCACCUCGACCGAUUCGGCUGACUCGACCGAAUCGUCCUCAUCGUCCUGUUCGUCCUUUUCCUCCCUUUCGUCCGACUCGUCCUUCGAGGAGCCGGAAAAGCCGACCAUCGAUAGCGCGAGCAGUGUAACGAACGCGAGCCCCUGCCACCAAGCACCGCCAGAAGUGAAGAGUAAAAAUAGUGCCCAGCACCAGCAGCCACCACCCCGGCCGGCCAAAUCGUCCACCAUGCUGGCGGCACUUAGCCGACCGGCGUUGUUGCCUGCCUCCACGCUGGCCGCCCCGUCGUACAAUCCCGUGUACAACAUACGUGAAAUUCGUACCGUCAGUCAGUCGUUUUCGGCACUUGGGAUUGACAAAAAGCUGGCAGACAUUCGUAGCGGCGUGAAAACGGGCCCCACCGAGAGCGGCACGGCGCGGAGUAGCGCCCUGUUGAAGGAGAUGGUUAACACGGACCCGGCAAAGGGUGUCGGUAACUUUGUCUACAUUUAGACGCCGGUGCCGAGGCCCGCACAAUACGAAUCGUCUUUCGGGCACAGGAACAUGUUGGCGAGUGUUUGUAAUGCUGCUAUCAUCCUAGUCUUAGCUGUAAUCGUAAAACAAAGCAGAAUCAUCCACACGGGGAAGGCGGAAAGAAUUUGGAGGCUGCCGUCGAGCGAGCGGAAGCGUUAAAAGUGCCUUAUCCGGCAUCGUGUAGAGACAAUCGGAAUGAAUCCUAUUUCGUAGUUUGUGUGGGCACCGAAACAGAAUCCAAACACUGUACAGAUUACCAGGUAGAUUGGGUUGGGAAGCGAGCCUGUAGGAAGCCAAAUAGGAGCCAGAAGGCACACACAUACACACCCUGGUUCAUGGAGAAACGAAUGUAACGAAUGCCCCAAUCCUGGUGUGGAAUUGGGUGGAAGUGAACAUCGAUGUUGUUGUGCUGCAUGCCAAAGAGUUUUUAAUCAGCUAGCUAACGUAAGGAAAUUGUUUUAAGACACGAACCCUUGAGCAUACGCGCAGUUUACAAAUCAUAUGCACCAUUAGCCAAAGCCUUAAAAAACGCGUACGGCGACGGGCGACUACUACACUCCGUAGUCCGUUCGAUCGUUGCCGAGAAACUAUAGAAAUACCAAAUGAAAAGUACUUUUAUCAUCUGAAACAGACGGUAGAGGGUAGAUGAGUGUUUAUGAGAGCGCUUGUUGCCUUUGUCCGUAUGCUGGAAUUAUUACUAUUUUCUCCUUCUUUCUCUACGCUACCGUACAUUUAGCUAGUGCUUAAAGUUUAGCGAACGAAGCAAUAUAAACUUGUAUACACUGUAUUGGAACUAUAUGUCUAUAAACAGCAGCUACAUGUGUAUGAAUCCCUUUUACUCUCUUACGCUAUCGAUAUAUUUUAUCUCCCCCCAACUCUUUACACGUGUCUAUCAGAUGUAUUUUUAUUAACUCGUAAGUAAGUUAUCAACUGAAAUAUAAAGUAGAGAUAUUAU